This is a messenger RNA of Sinocyclocheilus rhinocerous, 631 nucleotides long. RefSeq names its product rapamycin-insensitive companion of mTOR-like. The transcript has 8 exons. Gene Ontology annotation, cellular component: TORC2 complex. Gene Ontology annotation, biological process: positive regulation of phosphatidylinositol 3-kinase/protein kinase B signal transduction; TORC2 signaling. NCBI's taxonomy places the organism in Eukaryota, Metazoa, Chordata, Actinopteri, Cypriniformes, Cyprinidae. Gene Ontology annotation, molecular function: protein serine/threonine kinase activator activity. The coding region runs from base 17 to 631 and encodes 204 amino acids. The record is from RefSeq and is a predicted model, not a curated record.
UUCCGGUGUUGUGUUGAUGAACGUCCCUGCCAACAUGGCGGUCAGCAUCCGCGGCCGUCCGACCCGGAGUGUACGGAUGAGAGGUCGGAAUGACAGCGGGGAGGAGAAUGUACCGCUGGAUCUUACGCGGGAAUCCUCCGAUAACAUGCGUGAGAUCCUUCAGAACAUCGCCAAAUCUCACGGGGUUUCCAACAUGAGGAAGCUUGGCCACCUGAACAACUUUGUUAAGCUCCUGAACAGUGUAAGUCACUGUGAAGAGAAAUUAGGAUUUACAUAUGAGGAAAUCAUCAUUUGUCUGCGUGUGGCGUUGCUGAAUGAGGUGAAGGAGGUUCGGGCUGCGGGUUUGAGAGCACUAAGGUAUCUGAUCCGUGACAGCAGCGUCCUCCAGACACUUCUUCAGCUGCAGGUGGAUUACCUGAUCUCCAGGUGUGUUGACAUUCAGCAGAGCAAUGAGGUGGAGAGAACUCAAGCCCUCAGGCUGGUCAGAAAGAUGAUAACAGUGAACGCACAGCUCUUUCCCAGCUCUUUGACAAACUCUCUGAUCGCGGUGGGGAACGACGGGCUACAGGAGAGAGAUCGCAUGGUUCGAGGCUGCAUCGCCAUCAUUUGUGAACUUGGCUUGCCGCGAUAG